Adineta ricciae is the source of this 552-nucleotide messenger RNA. NCBI's taxonomy places the organism in Eukaryota, Metazoa, Rotifera, Eurotatoria, Adinetida, Adinetidae. The record is from the annotation of a GenBank genome assembly.
AUGAUUUCUGAUACCGAGAGAAUAAAUCAUUUACAAUGGCGCAUCAAACGACUGGAAAAUCUUAUCGGAAAAUCUUCAAAAAUGAGAAUCAUCGAAACAAUUACCAAUUUAAAUGAACAAGUUCUCGAUUUUGCAAGCAAUAAUAGUCUUACGGCUAGAAAAUUAGUUUACAGAGCUGAUCAAAUCAAUCGUCUCACAAACCCGAACUUUCAACGUUAUAUUGAUGAAGAUCGGUUGGCGAUAUGUGACCUAGUUCUCGCUGAUGAAGCUCGUAUACGUAGUGUAACAGAAAAUCUCUCGGAAAUCGAAGCGUUGGCACGAGUACUCGAUGAACGAUGGUUCGCAGAAAUACCGAAAUUAUUCGCGAGUUUAAAUAGACUAUUGGUGAAGUACGAACAUAUUAAAAAUGAACAUCGACAACAUACGGAUGAAUUAAAUCACUUCUUACAGGACUACGCAGCAUUUACUUUAUUAAUGGAUGAAAAUCUCCAUCGGUAUAAAUCAAUGAUAAACGAAGAUCAUCACGUGGUUUCAAAUGAUUCCAUCGAAUAA